Messenger RNA from Thecamonas trahens ATCC 50062, 814 nucleotides. RefSeq lists its product as uncharacterized. The record is from RefSeq and is a predicted model, not a curated record. The coding region runs from base 46 to 747 and encodes 233 amino acids. Gene Ontology annotation, molecular function: protein binding. The transcript has a single exon. Lineage: Eukaryota; Apusomonadida; Apusomonadidae.
UAGGUGCCUGUGCUGGAGGAGUUCCAAGAGGAGAACGUAGGCGAGAUGAGCGUGUCAGCAGGAGCAUGUGUGGUGGUAGUGGAUCGGAAUGUGGGAAGAGGUUGGAGUCUGUGUCGGUUGUUGGAGUCGGGCAAGGAAGGUCUGGUACCAACAGCGUUUCUUGACAUGCAAGCUGCUGUUCCUGUCCGUGGCCUCGCGCUCAAACGUCGUCUUCAAAGGCCAAGGCGAUCUUCUUCUUUGUCGGGGGAAAAGGCUCUGGCGGCGGCAAAGGCUAUCACAGCGACUGCCAGAGAUGCGCCGGGCUUCACCUCGUCUACCCCGGCUCCCCUGGCUGUCAAGCCUCCAUCGGCUAACUCCUCGCCCUCGGGCUCGUUGAGGCUCAAGCACUCAAACUCAAAGGGCUCGCUGAGGAGUUCUUCUUCCACCGGUACGCUUCUGGAUCUGGCUGCUCUCUCGCUCGCCGAUGUCGCUCAGGACCGCGCCGCAGAGCCGCACUCGACCGCUCCGCCCGCUCGCCAACCAGCUGCUCCAAGCCAGCCGGCCAUGCCCAGCUCGCUCUUGGACCUCUUUGGAGGCCCGACUCCGAGCCCGACAACCGCCACCGUGCCGCCGCUGUCAUCGGCCUCGCCCGCUGCGGUACAGUUUUCAGCCUUUGCCUCUGCCGCCGCCUCGGCUCCGGCCCCGGCUCCGGCUCUGGCUUCCAGCGACAUGACCGAGGACGACUUUUUCGCCGCCCUCAACGCAUGACCCCCCCUCCCCGCGCACUAUCCAUCGUUGCCGGCCGGCAGCUCAGUGGCGGGGAGCGCAUCGGCGA